This is a messenger RNA of Rattus norvegicus (Norway rat), 1487 nucleotides long. RefSeq names its product NADH:ubiquinone oxidoreductase subunit S4 (gene Ndufs4). Gene Ontology annotation, cellular component: mitochondrial inner membrane; respiratory chain complex I. NCBI's taxonomy places the organism in Eukaryota, Metazoa, Chordata, Mammalia, Rodentia, Muridae. The record is from RefSeq and is marked provisional. The transcript is spliced from 5 exons. Bases 8 to 535 code for a protein of 175 amino acids. Gene Ontology annotation, biological process: electron transport chain; proton transmembrane transport; reactive oxygen species metabolic process.
CAGGAAGAUGGCGGCGGUCUCAAUGUCAGUGUCGCUGAGACAGGCGUUGUUGAGGCAAAGGGCAGUAGCUACAGCUGCGGUUUCCGUCUGCAGAGUUCCAUCCAGGUUGUUGAACACAUCGACAUGGAAGCUGGCAGACGGCCAAACUCGGGACACCCAGCUUAUAACAGUUGAUGAGAAACUGGAUGUUACUCCUCUAACUGGUGUUCCAGAAGAGCACAUCAAAACCAGAAAGGUCAGAAUCUUUGUUCCUGCUCGCAAUAACAUGCAGUCUGGAGUAAACAACACGAAGAAAUGGAAGAUGGAGUUUGAUACCAGAGAGAGAUGGGAAAAUCCUUUGAUGGGUUGGGCAUCAACGGCCGAUCCCCUCUCCAACAUGGUUCUCACCUUCAGUGCCAAAGAAGAUGCGGUUGCCUUUGCAGAAAAGCAUGGAUGGAGCUAUGACGUGGAAGGGAGGAAGGUUCCGAAACCCAAGUCCAAGUCUUACGGUGCAAACUUUUCUUGGAACAAAAGAACAAGAGUGUCUACAAAAUAGGUUGGAGCUGGCUACAUUUCUGCUUGACUGUGACUGAAGUGUCAGCUGUGCACUAUUUAUAGUCCAUGGAUAAUGCACCCCUUAAUCUCCUAAUAAAUGUGACCUUUAAACUACAGGUACACUUGGCAGUUUCCAUUUUAAGUGUUUUUGAUGUCUUACACUGAACACAUUACAGUUUCCUGCACAGACAGAUUUGAGAUGUUCACCCCUCUAAGAAAUCAUGGCACUUAGAAUCUACGAUGAAUGCCUGGGAUCUGCUGCAGCCUAGGUGUUCUCUGGUUGUUUUUUAUAGCCACACACAAGUCAAUAUCAUGCACAAACUCCAAGCCAUUAUUACUAAACUACUCUGAGAAAUUCUUUUGUCACAGGUAGAGAAGUACAUGAUUAUACUACAACCCAGUAAUCCUCAACUUAAUUCCCUUAUAGGCAGUGUUCUCCUUUUUGACUGGAGAUUUGUAUUUUCUCAGUGCUUAUGAGCAUAAAAGGAUUUGUCUGUAGAAGUUAAGUCCAUUCUUCCCAGUCCCAUGCUCCCAGAAAUAAGACUCAGACUCAAAAUGCAUUACAGAUACCUUGGCCAUAUUGCUAGGCUUUUUUUCCCCUUACUAGGUCCUAACUUAAACCGUCCCAUUUAUUCUAAUCUACAUUCUUCCAUGUGGUGAUUACCUGUGCCCAGGUACCAUAUGUCCGUUUCCUCGCUUCUUCUCGGGAGGAUCUUUCAUGCCUGGCUCUAUCCCAGAAUUCUUUCUGCCUCCCAGAUGUCCCACCUUUUAUUCUACCCUUCCCUAUAGGCCAUAGGCUCUUUAAUUGACAGGCGAUACAUCCAUAUAAUACACAAGGUAUUCUCUCUACAUUUGUCUAUACGUUUCUGUCUUAUGACAUCUGGUGAUUGUGAGAACUUCAAUGGAGAUCUUUUAUUCUUAGGAAAUAAAGAUUCAAUAUGAAAUAAAACCAA